Dichomitus squalens LYAD-421 SS1 is the source of this 1273-nucleotide messenger RNA. Its product is annotated as kinase-like protein. Gene Ontology annotation, biological process: regulation of mRNA processing; spliceosomal complex assembly; protein phosphorylation. Gene Ontology annotation, molecular function: ATP binding; protein kinase activity. Bases 66 to 1250 code for a protein of 394 amino acids. NCBI's taxonomy places the organism in Eukaryota, Fungi, Basidiomycota, Agaricomycetes, Polyporales, Polyporaceae. The record is from RefSeq and is a predicted model, not a curated record. The transcript has 6 exons.
GCCAUGCGGAACCCAUAAACACUCCUUCUUUGUGGUCCUCAUAAUGCCCAGAAGAACUUCACGCCAUGCUCAAGCUUCUCUCCCCUCUUCGACCCAUAGCACUAUCAUGGCGAUCAACGCCCUCAAUAUCGCAUCGCGCCGCUUCCAAUUGGUCCGUUACGGUCGGUCUACCAGCGACUCCAGAACCGACAGAGUAUUACAAGCCCGGCGGAUAUCAUCCUAUCAGGAUUGGUGAAGUCUACAACAACUCGUACAGGGUCGUCCGACGGCUCGGCUGGGGCAGGUACUCUACAGUCUGGCUCGUCCAGAACAUCAGCGACAAUGGGUAUGGUGCUAUGAAGGUACUAGUAGGUGAACUUGCCACACAGAAGGCACUGGCCGUGUGGGACGAGCUCGAGAUCAUGAAGACACUCCGCGACACCAACCCACAUGCUCCCGGCCAUUCCCACAUCUGUCACAUUCUGGACAAUUUCACGUAUGAGGGGCCUCAUGGGAAGCAUAUCUGCCUCGUGCUCGAGCCUAUGGGCUUCAGUGUAUUAGACAUCUACUGCGGUUUCAAAGCCGAGAUGCCCUUGUUUCUAGUCAAGCGCAUCUCCAAGCAACUCCUUCGCGCACUGCAGUAUAUGCACGACGACUGCGGGAUCGUUCAUACAGACCUGAAGCCGGAUAACGUUCUCACCAUCGGCCUGCCCCCCGAGAGCGGACAGAAAAAGGAAAUGACACAGAGCGAAUUGUCGCGUCUCAUGUUCAAGCUUACUGACUUCGGCGCUGCCAAUAAGGUGUCUAAGCCUGGCCCGCAGCUCAUCCAACCCGAGAAGCUCCGCGCUCCUGAAGUGAUCAUCGGCGCCCCAUGGGAUACCAAGGCGGACAUCUGGAAUCUGGGUUGUCUGGUGUACGAGCUGGCGACUGGCGACGUGCUGUUCAAUCCUCACACGAGCAAACGGCACAAGGACAUGGACCACGCUGCGACACAUCUAGCGCAGAUCGAGGGACUCCUCGGGCAGUUCCCUAUCCGCUUCUUGGAGCAGGGGAGAUUCGGUGGGCACUACUUCAGCAACGAAGGCCGCCUGCUCCAUGGUUCGGGACUGUUCCGUUCGUCUAUUCUGGACCAUCUACAGAGGCUGAGGUAUUUACAAGAUGAUUUGAACACGACCGCAGACUUCUUAGCACGAACCCUUGCUAUCGAUCCACAACGACGUUGGUCGGCUACACGAUUACUGGAGCAUGAAUGGUUACACGGCGUUGAUUAGAUGUACAUGUACCCACUAUUCGC